AUGUAUGAUCUUAUUAUUUUGAUAAGUGAACCUUCUGAAUCUGAUAAAAUAUAUAAAUGGAGGUCUAAUGAAAGAGAUUGUAAAAAGGAAUAUAAUAAUAAGGAAAUUUUUAUUAAGUUAAAAAAUGAAAUACCUCUUUUAGCAAAAUGGUUUAUAGCUAAAGUAUCAGCUGUAGACGAAUUACUUUCUGAAAUUUAUAUAAAUGUUAAAACUUUAAUAAAAACAAAACCAAUCAAACUAACUAAUUAUUGUAUUGCAUUUAAGUUUGAAAAAGCUAUAGGAGCCG
This is a messenger RNA of Cetraspora pellucida, 286 nucleotides long. NCBI's taxonomy places the organism in Eukaryota, Fungi, Glomeromycota, Glomeromycetes, Diversisporales, Gigasporaceae. The record is from the annotation of a GenBank genome assembly.